CACUUCACCAUUAAUCAUCUAAUGGUAGUAAACAAUUUUAGGAUAAAAAUAUGAAAUUGUGGCCCUCAUUAAACACACAAUUCUAUUCAAAGAGAAGAGAUGGUAGUAAACAAUUUUAUUAUAAAUAUGAAAUUGUGGCCCUCAUUAAACAUACAAAUCUAUUCAAACAUUUGAGAGGUUGCUAGUUUUCCGCUCCUCUAAUGAGCAGCAAAUUCACAACAAUAAAAAAGUUUUAAAUUUCAAAAAGAAGUCAACUACUACAACUUACAUACCGAUAUCAUGGGCGAAAUUCAAUAUCAUUAUUAUGAAUGGGGAAUUAGUAGUAUAAAUAUUUUAAAAAAACAACGUCUAGCGUUCAAAAUCCCUAAAUUCAGGAGGGGAUGGGCAAAUACUAAUUAAUGAUAUUAAUUAACCAAACCAAACAAAUAUAUUAUUUAUAUAUUGAUAUCCAAUCGGAGAAGGGGUUAAUUUUGUGUUUGAAAAAAAAAGUAGAAGAGAAAAUGGAAGAGGACAAUAAGGGUGAUCAAGUAGCUUUGCCAAUGCCAUGGUGGUGGUGCCCGUGUGACACCAGCUAUAGUAGUCAUCGCCAUUCAUCUCUUUGGCUUCACGCAACUCUCUCAGAGUUGGAUGAGAAUAUAAAAACGAUGGUAAGUAUACUAGAAGAAGAUGGAGACUCGUUUGCAAAGAGAGCGGAGAUGUACUACCAGAGAAGGCCUCAGCUUAUCGAAGUAUUAAAUGAGUUGCAUAACUCUUACCGUUGGCUGGCUGAAAAGUACGACCAACUUAUCAUUAGAUCUCAAUCCCAAUCUCAUGAUCAUAAUGUUCGUCCAAGACCAGUGAUCAAGUCCUUGAGACAACUCCAUCAGAGGAAGUAUCCUCUCCAAGAGGAUAAUAAUAAUAACAAUAAUCAUAAUGCAGACGAUGGUGAUAUGAAAAAGACUAGAAGUGAUGAGCGUUUUUACGAUUUGGAAAUAAUAAAUGGUGGUGGCGAUGAUGAUGAUGAUGAUGCUGGUAAAAUAUGGAGAGGGAAAGAGGUGUCUGAAUUGACAGAGGAGCAUUUGCGUCAGCAAGAUGAGUUGAUAAGAAGAAAUGAGAAGAAAAGAGAGAGAAUAAAGGAGCUUAGUUCACAGGUGAAGAGGUUAAUGGAGGAGAACGGGGCUCUAAAGGCUUGUUUGGCCAACCGAAACCACUCGUCCCGCCAUUCCCACUGUUCCAAGGCGUUUUUCUUUGGAAAGCUCACUGGAUGCUCUCGUUAAUAUUAUUAAUUAUUAGACCAGAAGGAAGGUUGGUGCAGUUGUUGUAUAAAUCUCAUUUUCUGAGAUCGAUACAUAAAAACAAUUUAGUAUCUAUAUGUAUGGUGGUUGGUAUUGUUGACAAUAACUGGUUUUAAUGACUAUUGUUACUAUGUUUUAAAAAGGUGCUACGGUGCUAGUAGUUUGUAGUAUGGGGACUACAUUAAUUUCGUACAGUGAUACCUUUGAAACAAAUCUAAUUACAUAGAAAAAAAUAAAAACUUAAUUGCGAC
Humulus lupulus (European hop) is the source of this 1525-nucleotide messenger RNA. RefSeq names its product protein NETWORKED 3A-like. The transcript has 2 exons. The record is from RefSeq and is a predicted model, not a curated record. NCBI's taxonomy places the organism in Eukaryota, Viridiplantae, Streptophyta, Magnoliopsida, Rosales, Cannabaceae. The coding region runs from base 399 to 1256 and encodes 285 amino acids. Gene Ontology annotation, molecular function: actin binding.